Filobasidium floriforme is the source of this 733-nucleotide messenger RNA. RefSeq lists its product as uncharacterized. The record is from RefSeq and is a predicted model, not a curated record. Gene Ontology annotation, molecular function: structural constituent of ribosome; small ribosomal subunit rRNA binding. NCBI's taxonomy places the organism in Eukaryota, Fungi, Basidiomycota, Tremellomycetes, Filobasidiales, Filobasidiaceae. Gene Ontology annotation, cellular component: mitochondrial small ribosomal subunit; ribosome. Gene Ontology annotation, biological process: translation. The transcript is spliced from 5 exons. Bases 48 to 419 code for a protein of 123 amino acids.
CGGAAAGCGUAUCAGCACCAACAAGUCAACUCUUGCAAUCUACGAUCAUGCCUCUCUACGAACUAGUCUGUAUUGCCGCCCAUGUUCCGCCACCAAACCGGGAACUGCACCAGCUCAUCACCAACUUGUCAUCACGAGUGAUGCGAACAGGAGGGGUCGUGCGGGAUAUCAGAAACCUCGGUUCAAGAACGCUACCGAUGCGGAUGAGGAGGCACCAGCAGUAUUACACGGAAGGAGACCACUUCAGCAUGCUCUUCGAUACUUCACCCCCUGUGCUGGCAACACUGAACGAGAGCUUGAAGAACGACCCGGGUGUCAUUCGUUGGACGAUGCUGAGAAAGGGAACCACCAUUAAGGACCUUGUGCCAAAAGGAGAGUUCACUGUCAAAAGUCAAUCGAAUGGGCGGGGAGGCUUCUGAGCGGUACUGCGAGACUAGCAGACAUCAUCGGCAGUUUGUAAACUAAUUCAUCCCCCGCCUUCCGGGUUGUCUAUUGUCCAUCUUAAUUCUGAGUGUACGGAUAGCUUCAACACCUUCGCAUCUCAUCGCUUCUAUAGUCUGAGAUUAGCGAGCUCGAGGCAGGUUCUGGUGAUUACCUAAGCAAAAAGCUGUCGCGCGAUUUGACCUGAGAUCCCUCGUCGUCGGUUAUCCCAGAUUGGCCAUUCGCUGGUCCGGGACUUGUCAAUUACGAUGACCAUGUCGAUGUCUAUGUAUGCUAUGCAGUUUGUGCUGAC